Molecule: messenger RNA, 495 nt
Organism: Schistosoma spindalis
Lineage: Eukaryota; Metazoa; Platyhelminthes; Trematoda; Strigeidida; Schistosomatidae
Source: the annotation of a GenBank genome assembly
AUGUUGGAUACUUCUACCAUAACUUAUACAAAACAUAAUCAAUUUAUAGUAUCAUAUAAUGUCAAGGAAUGGUUAAAACCAUUUAAUUUUAAUUCAUUUGGUAAAAUAUCAUUCAGGGAAUUAUGUGUUGUAUUCGGUUUAAAAUAUGAAGAAAUGAUUAUGGAAAAGAAAGAUCGAGAGAAUAUGGCUGCUGGUUUAUCACCUAAACUAGAUUCAGAUAUUACCAUUUUUUCUACUUCAAUGUCUUUACAAAAACAAGUUGAUAUAACAAAUUUAUUUAAAGAAAUGUUGAAUAAAAAGUAUACUGAUGAAAAAUCAAUAAUUUUAAUAGUUAAUGAUAUUAAAAAAUAUUUAGAUGAGAAAUAUGGUAAAUUAUGGCAAGUAUUUAUAAUUGAUGGAUCAUUCUGGUCAAAUUUUAGUCAUGAACCUUUUUUAGCAAUAGAAUUCAUGUAUGAUAAAUUUCGUUGUGUAAUUUGGAGAAGUCCAGUAGAUUAA